Molecule: messenger RNA, 1374 nt
Organism: Rhea pennata
Lineage: Eukaryota; Metazoa; Chordata; Aves; Rheiformes; Rheidae
Product: keratin, type I cytoskeletal 19-like
Exons: 7
Coding region: 1-1374 (457 amino acids)
Biological process (GO): epithelial cell differentiation; intermediate filament organization
Cellular component (GO): keratin filament; cytoskeleton
Molecular function (GO): structural molecule activity
Source: RefSeq, a predicted model, not a curated record
AUGAGCUGUGGCAUCAGGCAGGUCAUUACUACCUGUUCCCAAGGCAGAAGCAGUGCUGGUAGCUCUGCUGCCAGUAGCGGAAGAAGGGGCUCCUCUGCUUCCUCUGCAAGACAGACUGCCUAUGACUUAGGUAGCGCAGCUGGCAAUUCUUCUGGUGGCAGUUUAAGUGAGGGAUUAAUGGGGAAACUGAAUGUUGGCAGUGGUACAGGUGGAAGCUUUGGAGCUAUCCAACAGGCUUGUUCUACCACUGGAUUCAGCAGUGGAAACAUUUACGCUCGAGGCCUUGGUGGUGGAUUCACCAGAGCUAGUGCUGGUUGUGCGGAGGGGAUCUUAUUUGCGAACAAUGAAAAGGCGACUAUGCAGAACCUUAACGAUCGCUUGGCCUCCUACCUGGACAAGGUGCGACUCCUGGAGGGAGAAAACGCUGAUCUUGAGCGCAAAAUCAGGGAGUGGUACGCUAAAGCAGGCCCCAGCUGUGAACCACAGGACUACAGCUGUUUUCAUAAAGAAAUUGAUGAUCUUCAAACCAAGAUCCUGUGCGCAGUUAUGGAAACCAACAAAAUUAUUCUGAAUAUCUAUAACAACAGGAUGACUGCGGAUGACUUCAGAGUGAAGUAUGAGACUGAAUGCAGUCUCCAGCAAAAUGUGGGUGCAGAUAUCUGUAACUUACGCCUCGUCCGGGAUCAGCUGGCCAGCUGCAAGACUGAUCUGCAGUUACAGUUUGAGGCUUUGACCGAAGAGAUGUGUUGUCUCAAGACAAACCAUGAGGAGGAAAUGAGCUGUCUAAGGAAACAAGCAACUGGCAAUGUGAGUGUGGAGGUCAACGCCUGUCCCAGCCCAGACCUCAGGAAGAUCCUGGAGGAGAUGAGGUGCCAGUAUGAAACCCUGAUGGAGCGGAACCGCAAAGAGAGCGAGAGGUGGUACACCUGCAAGGUAGAGGAGGUGAACCUGGAGGACAUCACAAGCAGCCAGGAGAUAGAGGCAAGCAACAAACAGAUCACUGAACUGAGACGUCAGCUGCAAGCCUUGGAAAUCAAUGUACAAGCCCAGCUCAGCGUGAAAGAAAAUCUGGAAUCCUCUUUGGCAGAAACCGAAUGUCACUACAACAAAUACCUUGCUGAGCUACAGAGCCAGAUCUCCUGCGUGGAGCAGCGGCUGGCUGAAAUACGAGCAGAAAUGGAGUGCCAGAACCAAGAAUACAAGACCCUGCUGGAUGCCAAGUGCCAUUUGGAGCAGGAGAUUCAGACCUACCGCUGCCUGCUGGAGGGCGGACGGCAGGAUAUUGUAGGGCCAGGGGGGAGAGGAGCUCCUGCAACACCAGCUGCGAGAAGUGGUGGGCUUAAAGCCAGCCUGUGUCAGCCGUGCUUGUCCUGA